Tupaia belangeri chinensis (Chinese tree shrew) is the source of this 3294-nucleotide messenger RNA. RefSeq names its product leucine rich repeat containing 8 VRAC subunit A (gene LRRC8A). Lineage: Eukaryota; Metazoa; Chordata; Mammalia; Scandentia; Tupaiidae. Gene Ontology annotation, cellular component: cytoplasm. The transcript is spliced from 6 exons. Gene Ontology annotation, molecular function: protein binding. The coding region runs from base 239 to 2671 and encodes 810 amino acids. The record is from RefSeq and is a predicted model, not a curated record.
GAGGCUGAGUGGUGCAGUGAGGGACAAACAAAAGGAGGCGCCGGAGGAGCGCUGCGGUCGGCGGCGGGACGGAGCGGCCGGGGGCUGGGGCUGCCUGCUGGGCAGCCCGGCACGGCGAGCCCAGGGAGGCAGCGUCCAUGGAGCAAAAGGAAUGCCAGGACCCUGCGCAGGCAGACGUGGGCCAGCCUCGGCACCGACAGCCAACACGCAGAUAGCAGAGCCGUCCUCGGGUUGAACCAUGAUUCCGGUGACAGAGCUCCGCUACUUUGCGGACACACAGCCAGCAUACCGGAUCCUGAAGCCGUGGUGGGACGUGUUCACUGACUACAUCUCUAUCGUCAUGCUGAUGAUCGCUGUCUUCGGGGGGACUCUGCAGGUCACCCAGGACAAGAUGAUCUGCCUGCCGUGUAAGUGGGUCACCAAGGACUCCUGCAACGACUCCUUCCGGGGCUGGGCGGCCCCUGGCCCAGAGCCCACCUACCCCAACUCCACGAUCCUGCCAGCCUCGGACUCGGGCCCCACGGGCAUCAAGUAUGACCUGGACCGGCACCAGUACAACUACGUGGACGCCGUGUGCUACGAGAACCGGCUUCACUGGUUUGCCAAGUACUUCCCAUACCUGGUGCUCCUGCACACGCUCAUCUUCCUGGCCUGCAGCAACUUCUGGUUCAAGUUCCCACGCACCAGCUCGAAGCUGGAGCACUUCGUGUCCAUCCUCCUCAAGUGCUUCGAUUCGCCUUGGACCACGAGGGCCCUGUCUGAAACGGUGGUGGAGGAGAGCGACCCCAAGCCGGCCUUCAGCAAGAUGAACGGCUCCAUGGACAAGAAGUCAUCCACAGUCAGCGAGGACGUGGAGGCCACCGUGCCCAUGCUGCAGCGCACCAAGUCGCGGAUCGAGCAGGGCAUCGUGGACCGCUCGGAGACGGGCGUGUUGGACAAGAAGGAGGGGGAGCAGGCCAAGGCACUGUUCGAGAAGGUGAAGAAGUUUCGGACCCAUGUGGAGGAGGGGGACAUCGUGUACCGCCUCUACAUGCGGCAGACCAUCAUCAAGGUGAUCAAGUUCAUGCUCAUCAUCUGCUACACUGUCUACUACGUGCACAACAUCAAGUUCGACGUGGACUGCACCGUGGACAUCGAGAGCCUGACGGGUUACCGCACCUACCGCUGCGCGCACCCCCUGGCCACGCUCUUCAAGAUCCUGGCGUCCUUCUACAUCAGCCUGGUCAUCUUCUACGGCCUCAUCUGCAUGUACACUCUGUGGUGGAUGCUGCGGCGCUCCCUCAAGAAGUACUCGUUCGAGUCGAUCCGCGAGGAGAGCAGCUACAGCGACAUCCCCGACGUCAAGAACGACUUUGCCUUCAUGCUGCACCUCAUCGACCAGUACGACCCGCUCUACUCCAAGCGCUUCGCCGUCUUCCUGUCCGAGGUGAGUGAGAAUAAGCUGCGGCAGCUGAACCUCAACAACGAGUGGACCCUGGACAAGCUCCGGCAGCGGCUCACCAAGAACGCGCAGGACAAGCUGGAGCUGCACCUGUUCAUGCUCAGCGGCAUCCCCGACACUGUGUUUGACCUGGGUGAGCUGGAGGUGCUGAAGCUUGAGCUGAUCCCCGACGUGACCAUCCCGCCCAGCAUCGCCCAGCUCACGGGCCUCCGUGAGCUCUGGCUGUACCACACGGCCGCCAAGAUCGAGGCCCCUGCCCUGGCCUUCCUGCGUGAGAACCUGCGGGCACUGCACAUCAAGUUCACCGACAUCAAGGAGAUCCCGCUGUGGAUCUACAGCCUGAAGACGCUGGAGGAGCUGCACCUGACGGGCAACCUGAGUGCCGAGAACAACCGCUACAUAGUCAUCGACGGGCUGCGGGAGCUCAAGCGCCUCAAGGUGCUGCGGCUCAAGAGCAACCUGAGCAAGCUGCCGCAGGUGGUCACGGACGUGGGUGUGCACCUGCAGAAGCUGUCCAUCAACAACGAGGGCACCAAGCUCAUCGUCCUCAAUAGCCUCAAGAAGAUGGUGAACCUGACCGAGCUGGAGCUGAUCCGCUGUGACCUGGAGCGCAUCCCCCACUCCAUCUUCAGCCUCCACAACCUGCAGGAGAUCGACCUGAAGGACAACAACCUCAAGACCAUCGAGGAGAUCAUCAGCUUCCAGCACCUGCACCGCCUCACCUGCCUUAAGCUGUGGUACAACCACAUCGCCUACAUCCCCAUCCAGAUCGGCAACCUCACCAACCUCGAGCGCCUCUACCUGAACCGCAACAAGAUCGAGAAGAUCCCCACCCAGCUCUUCUACUGCCGCAAGCUGCGCUACCUGGACCUCAGCCACAACAACCUGACCUUCCUCCCCGCCGACAUCGGCCUCCUGCAGAACCUCCAGAACCUGGCCGUCACAGCCAAUCGGAUCGAGGCGCUGCCCCCAGAGCUCUUCCAGUGCCGGAAGCUGCGGGCCCUGCACCUGGGCAACAACGUGCUGCAGUCGCUGCCCUCGCGGGUGGGCGAGCUGACCAACCUGACGCAGAUCGAGCUGCGUGGCAACCGGCUGGAGUGCCUGCCCGUGGAGCUGGGCGAGUGUCCACUGCUCAAGCGCAGCGGCCUGGUGGUGGAGGAGGACCUGUUCAACACCUUGCCGCCCGAGGUGAAGGAGCGGCUCUGGAGGGCCGACAAGGAGCAGGCCUGAGCGGCCGGCCGGAGCAGCCAGCGGCAGGCCCACCAAGGGAAGCCUCGAGCCAGGAGGGCCAGGCCUGCUCCUCCCAGACCCCCGGACGACCGACGGGAGCCGGGCCAGGGCGAGAGGACAGCAUCCGAGGGGCUGGCCCCUUUCCUCCCUCUGAGACACACCCCCCAGGGCAGGCGCCUGUCGGGGAUUCCAGAGACCUAGUCCACCUCGGAGUGCAGUGUUUGGACAAUCAGGGUCUCCCCCCUGGGGCCGUCUCUGCCCCGGAGGCUGAGCUGAUGCCAGAGGUCCAGGGACACCUACUUUGCUCUUGGUAUUUAUUCUCCACCUCCCACCUCUUCCCUCCGGAUAACUUAUACAUUCCCAAGCAAGUUCGGCUCCAAUGGGAGGCAUUGAAGGAAGAGUGGGCUGUUUCCCCUUCUUUGUAGAGAUACCAUGGGUAUUUCGCACCCCCAGACUUGAGCAGAGCGGUCUGGGGCCAGACAGCUGCGGGCCGGUCAUCUCAGCGGGGCCGGGCUGGGCCCUGGCAGCAUGGCCCAUGGCCGAGCAGGCACCAGGUGGAAAGGCCAGGCCUGGGGCUUGCCUCAUCUGUUUUUGUGGCAGUUUUAGAUUUUUUUAUUUUAAAA